Molecule: messenger RNA, 1230 nt
Organism: Spea bombifrons (plains spadefoot toad)
Lineage: Eukaryota; Metazoa; Chordata; Amphibia; Anura; Pelobatidae
Product: arsenite methyltransferase-like
Exons: 11
Coding region: 7-1122 (371 amino acids)
Biological process (GO): toxin metabolic process; arsonoacetate metabolic process
Cellular component (GO): cytosol
Molecular function (GO): arsenite methyltransferase activity
Source: RefSeq, a predicted model, not a curated record
UGCGAAAUGUCAGACAGUUCCGUCGUGUCCGACUCCGACGCCCGUCAGACCUACGACGAUGUCAAGGAUUACUACGGGAAAUGUCUGAAUGACACAAAGGACCUGAAAACGAGUGCCUGCGCGGCUCCGGCAAAGCCUCUACCCAAACACCUGAGCGAUGCGUUGAAAGACAUCCAUCAAGAUGUGUCGUCAAGGUACUUUGGCUGCGGACUGUCUGCCCCGGAAUGCCUGGAGAGCUGCAGCGUCUUGGACCUGGGGAGCGGGAGCGGGAGAGACUGCUACAUGCUGGGCAAACUGGUUGGAGAGAACGGACGAGUGAUCGGGAUAGACAUGACGGAGGAACAGGUGGAAGUGGCUCAAAGAUAUAUUGAUUACCACACACAAAAAUUUGGCUACCGACAACCCAACGUGGAGUUCAUCACUGGAUAUAUCGAGGAUCUGAAAGCUGCCAAACUGGAGGAUGGGAUGUUUGAUAUUAUAAUAUCUAACUGUGUGAUAAACCUGUCUCCGGAUAAGACGGCGGUUCUGAAAGAGGCUUACAGAGUUUUGAAGGAUGGAGGAGAAAUGUACUUUAGCGAUAUGUACAUCAACAAGCGUCUAACACCUGAACUGAAGAAAAACAAAGUUUUAUGGGGAGAGGGGAUCAGCGGAGCUUUGAUGUGGGAAGAGCUUUUCCAGAUUGCGGAAGAGAUCGGUUUCUGCGCUCCUCGGCUGGUCACCGCCAGGCACAUCACGGUGAACGCGGAACUGCAAAGUGCGCUCGGUGACUAUAAAAUAAUCUCUGCCACCUUCCGCUUGUUCAAAAUCCCGCAGGAUGCCCCUAAGGAGAAGAGACGGGUUACUUAUAACGGGGGCAUCACAGGCUGUGAGGAGGAGAUGCAGUUUGAUGCCAACUAUACGUUUAAGGUGGGUGAAGCCGUGGAGGUGGAUGAGGAAUUAUACGCGAUUUUGAAGAAUUCCAGGUUCGAGGAUCAUUUUUCCUUUCUUCCCAUUAAUGAGGAAAGCGGUCCUAGAAGAUGCGGCACCCAAAAGGAGUUUCUGAGCGAUCCGUUUCGGUUUGCAGAAGAAACGAGCAAAGGGACCAAGACAAUGGGCUGCGGCGGAAAAAAGAGCUGUUCCUAAGAAUACAGAUUCCGGGGUUUUAUCCCGUGCCGGAUCUCCGCGUCCUGCCUGUUUUCAAUAUGUUGUAAUAUUUCGCAAAAAAAAUAAAAAAUAAACAUUUUAAGAACC